Messenger RNA from Fusarium coffeatum, 2049 nucleotides. RefSeq lists its product as uncharacterized. NCBI's taxonomy places the organism in Eukaryota, Fungi, Ascomycota, Sordariomycetes, Hypocreales, Nectriaceae. Bases 1 to 2049 code for a protein of 682 amino acids. The record is from RefSeq and is a predicted model, not a curated record. The transcript has 4 exons.
AUGGUGAUCCGCCGAAGCACUGAGCGGUCUAACGACUGGCUAAAGCCCGUUGACGAUGAUGAAGACGAUUGCUUCCUUGGCGUGGCAGAAGAUGGAGAUGCAGAAUCAAAAGGAAUUCUCGAUGAAGGGAACCGGUCGACGCUCAACUUAACAACGGCUGAGCUUCCCGUGUAUAUGACAAUUCACCGAGUCCGGCGUUUAGUCCUUGCGAGCAUUGCUAACGAGACACAAGAUGACCCUUAUACUAUGGAACACUUCAGAGAUCCAAAGAUGAAUGCUCUCGUUGUAAGACCUUUGGUAGAAAGACUCUAUAACCCAGAUGAUAUUUCAGUUGUCUACUGUCUAUUAGCAAACCGUGUCUCUUUCUUGAGAGACCAGUCCACAGAAGUCCAUCAGAGUGUCAAUCAAGCUCGUGCGAUCCUGUGUGAGCUACUGGCCAGCCGAGUACUCCGCCGCUUCCACGAGGAUAACCCAGGUCCCCAAGGUCUUUUGUUGCUAUCGCACAUCCUCGUUGAGGGCUUUGAUCCGUUCCAAGGUGCCCCCAGUCACAUGGAGCGGCCAGCGAAUCGACCUCAAUGGCCUGGAAGCUCUCAGGAAAAUCUCGGGUCAGAGAGAAAACUUACAGCCUUGGAGUUGGCCAUUGUAUCCGAAAGCAAGUUCUUUAUUAGCUCCGCCGCCUGCCAGCGAGCUGUUGAUGCUGUGCACAAUGGACAGAUCAUCUACACGCCACUUUCCUUCAUGGACUUCCUGCCGGACUACUACAAGCGACGGCCUAUUUCUCUUUACGAUCCUCGAACGGCGCCUCUUCUUAACCACCAUCGCCUCAUUGUUCCUCGUAACCGAAACCUGAUCGAGCUCGUUCAUUUCGUUAUCCUUCUUGUUUUGUAUGUCAUGACUAUGGUCUCUCGUCAUUCCGAGGUCAACAUGUGGGAAUUUGCCUUCUGUAUCUACACCUUUGGCUGGUUGCUUGAGAAGAUGGCUGCCAUUAUUGAGCACGGCUGGGCGGUCCACGCCCAGAACCUAUGGGCCUUUCUGGACAUUACAUUCGGUUCCAUCUUUGGCGCCUACUUCGUUCUUCGCAUCUACGAUUUCCUGCUUGACCAGCUCCAUUCCGGCUACGGACUACCGAUCUUGUGUAUUGCGGCGCCUGUCAUGUUGACUCGGGUUGCCUUCAACCUGCUGCCUAACAACCUUGUCUUCAUUUCCGUUCACGCCAUGAUGAAGGACUUUACCAUGCUGACGUUCCUCGCCACUUGGUGUUUCACCGGCUUUCUUCUCGCUUUGCAGUGGCUUGUUAGUGCUAGCAACGAUGGCGAUGAAGAGUUCAGCUGGUAUGUUGUGGGCAAGUGGAUGCUUUGGAUCUGGUUUGGUCUUGAUGGUGAAGGAAUCGAAGAGUCGGUGCGGUUCCAUAUCAUUAUUGGCCCUGCACUCAUGAUUGCCUUUGCAUUCCUCGGCAACACGCUCUUUUUGACCAUCCUUAUUGCCAUGCUCACAAACACCUUCUCCAAGAUUGUGGCCGACGAGACUGCCGAAAUCCAAUUUCGACGCGCUGUCUUGACUUUUGAAGGCGUCAAGAGCGACUCUAUUUUCGCCUAUCCGCCCCCCUUCAAUAUUUUAGCUCUCAUGACACUUCUGCCUCUGAAGCUUGUCACCUCAGCUAGGAUAUUCCACAUUGUCAACGUGGCCCUGAUUCGAACUCUCAACAUGCCUACUCUGCUUCUGAUCAGCUUUGUGGAGCGACGCCGUCUCUGGAUGCAGUCCAGACGUGCUUCUGGCAAGCGUUCUAAGUGGCAAUUCACCUCCUUGUCACCUCACAACGACGUUCAGGCGGUCUUCAAGUCUGUUCCACCAACCGAGAUCUCCGACAUUAUCGAUCAACUUGACCCAUUGGGAGAGGUUCCCAUUCUAGAGGAUGAUCUGAUGCCCACAAUGGCAGCGGAUAACCCACAGUCCAAGUUGAGACGAGUCAGGAUGUUGCAACGAGAGGGACACCGACGAACGGGAGGUAACGAAGCAUGGAGUAGCGCAAGCAGCAUACAGGAUGAGUGA